UGCGCGCGCGCUUCUCACGCGCUAGUCGACUGCCCGCCUCACAUCGACCGCCCGUGUUUUCGUUCCGAAUGUACUUGUGCGGACACUGUUGAAUGGAAUAGCAAAAACAAAAGACUGUGUCACAUCAACUAAGCACGAAACGUAGUGUUAUUAAGUAGUUAACAGACAGACGUCACAAUGAUACCACGGUGGCGAAAAGCGAUAUCAAGGCUGUUCCUAAUUCCUCAGCGGUAUGUCCUGGGCAUCAUGGGACUGCUGGCCGUCUGCAAUGCUUACACCAUGAGGGUCUGCUUGAACCUCGCCGUCACUCAGAUGGUCAACAACACCAAAAGCGAGGAGUCACACUACGAUCCCAAUGCUUGUCCUGAUGAAAGCGAGAUCCUGGCCAAUGCCACUAUUAGUACGAGGCCGUACGCCAUCUUCGAUUGGUCGGAAUCCACUCAGGGGCUCAUUCUCAGCGGCUUCUACUACGGGUAUGCGAUUACCCACGUCCCUGGAGGAUACUUGGCGGAGAGAUAUGGGGGUAAAUGGACAUUGGGUAUCGGGCUUCUCAGUACUGCCAUAUUUACUCUACUCACCCCCGUUGUAGUGAAGGCUGGUGGGGCAACAUGGCUGUUUAUACUUCGGGUUUUGCAGGGGAUGGGUGAGGGUCCAACAAUGCCAGCUCUAAUGAUAGUGUUAGCCCGAUGGGUGCCACCACACGAGCGGUCGCGGCAAGGCGCCCUUGUAUUUGGGGGAGCCCAGAUCGGUAACAUCUUCGGUUCCUUCAUGUCUGGGUUCCUCAUGGCCGGUGACGGCGACUGGGCCAAUGUGUUCUACUUCUUCGGCUGCUUUGGCAUUUUGUGGUUUAUCUUCUGGAGUCUUCUAUGCUACAGCACGCCAAACACUCAUCCCUACAUAUCUGACGAAGAGCUAAAGUAUCUAAAUGAGACGGUAACGAGUGCUGAUAAGCAAAGUGUGAGAGACCCAGUACCUUGGAAGGCUAUCGUGAGAUCGGUGCCUGUGUGGGCGUUGCUGUUUGCAGCUGUUGGCCACGACUGGGGCUACUACACCAUGGUCACUGAUCUCCCUAAGUACAUGACGGACGUCCUCAAGUUUAACAUCGCCACGACCGGAACGCUCACUGCCAUCCCCUACCUUGCCAUGUGGAUUAGUUCCUUCAUCUUCGGCUGGGUGUGCGACGUUUGUGUUAAGAAGAAGUGGCACAGUAUUAAAACUGGGCGGAUUAUUCAUACCACUAUUGCCGCCACUGGCCCGGCUAUAUGCAUCAUAUUGGCUUCAUACGCCGGCUGCGACCGAUUCGCCGCGGUUGCGUAUUUCAUCGCCUCCAUGGCUCUAAUGGGAGGCUUUUAUAGUGGAAUGAAGGUGAACGCUCUGGACUUGGCGCCUAACUUCGCGGGCUCAUUGACCGCCAUGAUCAACGGGACCUCUACGAUAUCAGGCAUUAUCACGCCGUAUCUAAUUGGAUUACUGACGCCCGAUUCAACACUAGCGCAGUGGCGUGUGGCGUUCUGGGUGUGUUUCGCGGUACUGGUGGGCACCAACGUGGUGUACUGCAUCUGGGCGGACGGCAAGCAGCAAUGGUGGGACGACGUGCGCCAAUACGGGUACCCAGCUGGCUGGAAACAUGGCCCUCUCACCUCCUCCAGUGAGGAUAAAGAGAAGAACAAGAAAGCAGAAGCCGAGUUAAAGAGUUCUGCGUUAUGAUGUCUUAGAUUGUGUUUAAAAAAAAUUCUUGCGGGUCUUCAUCCAUCUGCCAAUAUCCCAAAAGAAGGCACAAGAUACGCUUGCAUGUGGCAGAAAGGAUUUGGCCUUUUUUAUUUAUACAUUUUUUUAGGGGCACCAAGUGACCCCACUGCACCUGAUAGUGGAGUCCAAAUAGUGUGCUGAUGACGAGAGCUGGCCAUCUCUCGUUAGUCGUCACAAUUAUGCCGGCCUGUUUGGAUUGGAUGUUAUCAGGUUGAUCCCGGAACGCGAUACUUGUUGGCUGUUUAGGGGGGACCAUAUCAUGGUGGACAUAAAGACCAUCAGCAACCUAAGAUCCGCCGCCUGUCUGAACCUAGAUAUAUCCAGGGAGGACUUAGUCCAGGCUAAUAGACUAUCUGGUGUUGUCUUAUUCAAACCAAGGUAUUUGUGACCAGUAGCUUCUUUUAUCACUUUCGACAGGUCCACUUGGAAAUCUUUAGGGGAGGCCUAUGUUCAGCAGUGGACUUUAUGUAGCUGACGAUGAUGAUGAGCUUUUACUAUUAAGUUAACACCCGUAUGCAUACACAAUACAUAGGAGUGUUUUCUAGGAUAAAAUUCCCGCUAUAUAUUUUCCCGAGAUGGAAAGUAGGCUAUACCCUUUCCAGGGUCUCAAACAUGAUUGUUGCGUUGCUUUAACCGUUUAUCGCGCACGCAACGGAAGCACUCAAAAGGAACAAGUUUAUCCUGUUUUUGCAACAUAUUUAUAUGCUCCGCUCCUAUUACUCAUAGCGUGGUUUUAUAUAGCCUUUAGCUUUCCCCAAUAAAUAGGCUAUCCAACAGUAACAUAAUUUUUCUGUUUGAAAAGCCCAGUGGUUCCGGAGAUUAGCGCGUUCAAACAAAAAAAACUUUUCAGCUUUAUAUUGUAUUAGUAGAACUAUAGAUACAUGAAGAAAAUUAUUAUUUCGAUUUAACUUAACACGUAGAAGAGUUUUGAACUUUUAGUAUGUUCAACUACUGUUAUGACUGUACUUCUCUGUUCUACAACUUAGGAUUAUAGUCAAAACGAAACACAAAUGGACUCUGAAACGAGAGUACUUACUACCUAAAAAUUUCUUCUCAUUCAUCGUUAGGUUUUUUGCUCCAUUUGGCUAUUAAAUAAGUACAUUAUUAUAUAAGAAUGAAUAUAAUCUAGUUACCGAGUUUUGAUGUAAGGUUAUUAGUUAAGCUGAUAUGUGUGUUGAGUAUUGACCAGUGGCGAGGAGUGAUAUUUUUCGAAAGGAACCCGAUACUAUGUAAUAUGUGC
Manduca sexta (tobacco hornworm) is the source of this 2989-nucleotide messenger RNA. Its product is annotated as putative inorganic phosphate cotransporter. Lineage: Eukaryota; Metazoa; Arthropoda; Insecta; Lepidoptera; Sphingidae. Bases 178 to 1707 code for a protein of 509 amino acids. Gene Ontology annotation, molecular function: transmembrane transporter activity. Gene Ontology annotation, biological process: monoatomic anion transport; transmembrane transport. The record is from RefSeq and is a predicted model, not a curated record. The transcript has 10 exons.